Molecule: messenger RNA, 4167 nt
Organism: Cervus elaphus (red deer)
Lineage: Eukaryota; Metazoa; Chordata; Mammalia; Artiodactyla; Cervidae
Product: proline-rich protein 36-like
Exons: 14
Coding region: 1-4167 (1388 amino acids)
Source: RefSeq, a predicted model, not a curated record
AUGGACUGCAACGUGAUUCUGUUUCCCAGCUCCAGAGUCAUCCCUCCACCGCUGCCCUUCCGCCUGCCUUACACCAAGGCGGUUUUCUGCGUGAGCCGGUCUCUCUUCGGACGGGGUGUGCUCGGUCAGAUGGGAGCUCUCUUUGGUCCUCAUGAAACCCCAGGCAUCCCCGCUGCCAACCACCACCCACCAUCCCACCCUGAGCCCCCAGCAAUGGCACACCCGAGACUGGACAUCUGGUCCUGCGUCCUAGCCAGCGCCCGGAGCCCCAGCCCACCGCCGAGCCUGAGCAACCUGCGGCACCGCGCGCCAGGACCCCAGGCUCGGCCCCAUCUACCCGCCACUGUCCCCCUGCAGCCCCGGGCCAUCCCUCACAUGCCCUGCCCUGCCCUGGCGUUCACCAGUGCGGGCCUGCCUCCAGCUCCGCAGACCCACCCCUGCCACCCGCCCACCCCGACCGCAGACCUGUCCCAGCCUCACACGGGUGCCUGGCACGGCGUCGCCACCGCCUCCAUGCUUCUGCAGAGGCCCUGCUCGAGUGGCCGGCCCAUCUUUCGGCCAGGUCCCCGCGAGUCCCAUGCCUCCCCCUUCCCGCCGGCCCUCCACGCAGACGCCACGCCCAAGCACCCCUGGGCCUGCCUCCCCGCACCCUGCUCGCUGCCGCCCCCUCUCCCUGCGAUGGCUCUGCCCCGGUCCCUGAUCCUCGUGGGGCACCCACCAGCCAUGGCCCCAGGCAGCUUCGUCCCGCACUCUCACCCACGCACGCUGACGCCCACGGCCCCGGCAGGGGCGUCGAGGAAACCUCCUGCGGCGAUGGCUAGCACGCAGCCCACUCAGGACCAGCACCCUCUUGGAGUCACCAGCGGCGCACGGGAGUCACAGCCAGCCCGGGACCUGGCACUCAAUGGCCCAGCCGCCCAGAGAGGUGGCUGGCACGCGGGGCAUGGGGAGGCAGGCGUGUCCGUGGCCACUGGCCCCACUCCCAGAGGCAGAUCCCCCUCGCUCGUCUUCGGCUGUGGCCACCGCCGCGGCCGCUGCCGGCCCGCGCUGGCGACCACCACAGCCCACGCCCCGACCCCUACCCCCACCCGCCCUGUCCGACCCCACCUCCUCCCCACCACCACUGACAGCAGGAGAACCAGCACAAGCCCAGGAGCAUGGCGGCCGCCACCAGGGGCAGCAGCCGCCGCCCCUCAGGAGGGAGGGGGCGGGGGCUGGGGCUGGGAGGCCUCAGGCGGGUCGUGGUGGAAGCGGCGCGAGGUGGCCACUGCGGCCAAAAGGUUUGCCCCGGGGCACGGCGGGGCUGGCCUGAAUCGUGCUUGGGCUGGAGGUGCAGGGUCCCGGGGCCUCUGUGGCAGCGCUGAGCAAGCCAGCCUCAAAACACUGCGCGCGCCACCGGCUUCUCGCACACACGCCAAAAGCCGCGCGCCAGCUGCCUGGCUCCCUGCUCCCAGCUCUCUCUGCCCCGAACGCCCCAGCCGGGAGGGCGGCGGAGCUCAGCAAAAGCCCGGGCCGCCGCCAGACGCCGGCCCCGGGCUCGCCCCAGCACACUCUCGCCGCCGCCGCCGCCGCAUCCCUGCCCCGACGCCCCGUCAGCGGGAGGCUCUGCGCCGCCGCCGGCGCCACCAGCAGCCCACCAGCAACCCCAUCCGCGCCAGCUCUACGCAGCGGCCGGGGUCCACCGGCCCCACCGCCCCGGGGCGGCGCUCCCGCGGCCUUGCGGCCCCCCGGCCGUUCGCUCCCCGCCGCGGCCCGCGAACGCCUCCGCCCUCACCCCCGGGGGGCAACGCGGGGCACGCGGCUUCCAGCAGCCAGCUGGCCAAAGCCCUUCUCCACCGUGCGCUGGGCGAGGCCACUUCCCACGACGACAGGGGGACACGGGAGCCAGCCGCCUGCAGGCGUCACGGCGCUCUGCCGCGCCGCGCCGGUCGCGAGCCUAGGAGCCCACUGAGGCAGCCCCUGUGGGCGGGCGGGCCGCAAGAUCCGGCUAUGGUCGGGCAAGGCCGUGGGGGUGGCCAAGGAGGCCGUCGCUCCGCCGUGGCGACCGAGCGCCCGGCGACGACAGAGGGCUCAGGCUGGAGGGCUGCACCGGCGGGGAUACUCACCACUAUACUAACGAGGACGGCGGCGACCGCCCUGCCGCCCGGCCCCUCUCGGGCUCUCGGGCUGCCUGCCCACGCCUCCCCCGUGCCCAGCACGGGCCCCGACCCGACCGCCCACCAAACCAACCGCCUCGGUCACAGAGGCGGCCCGCGACCCCGACACGGACCCGGACCCCCCGGGGCACUGGACACUCCUCGUGCGCGCCGCCUCUUGCCUCCAACGCGGCCAUUCCGCCGGGAGAAGGGGGUCCGAGAAGGCAAGCGAGGCUGCGAGGACACGGUGGGCGCGCGCCGGCCCGCGUCUGGCGAGGAGGGGCGCGGACGGCCGCCUGCCUGCCUGGCGCGGCGCACCGCGCGGCCCGCCACGGGCGCCGGGGCUCGCGCCGCGUCGGGUCUCAGCCAGGCGAGCGGCCACGCGCCCGCCCAGGCCCGCCCCUUUCUCCACACACGCCCGCCCCCCGCCACCAGGAACCUUCAGUCCUUCUCAGCGCAGCUUUCCUCCCCAGGUGUCUGCGGCUGCAGCUGCUGCUUUUCCGGCCUCCCCGCCUGCGCCUCGCGCACCCUCGCCCACCCUCCCACUCGCAAGGCCCCACCCCGCCCCACCCCCGUCGGCGCCGACGCACGCGGCCCCGCGCCGGGUGGCGAGCCCUCCUCGCUUCGCGGGCGCCGCGACUUCUGCCUGCUGAACGACCAAGUCGCUCUCGCAGCCUUGCUUCCACGUCCGCCCCCGGCCGCUCCCCCUCCGGCCGGCACCCUGUCGUCCGCGCCCGCGCCGCCGGCCCGCCUGCGCCACCCAGCCACACCCAGGCGGCCGAGCCCCCCCGCCUUGCCCGCCAGGGGGCUGCUGCGUGCCCUCCACGCUUCUCCGCCUUGCGGCCUCGGCCGGGCCACACCUGCCUGCCUCCCGCCCGGGACGCGCGCCACGCACCCUUGCUGCGGGCCGGCGAACACCGGCCUUCCGUGCACGAACCCGUCCCGGGAAGGGCGCUCGGCUGGGGUGGGAGCGGAAGCCCUGCGUGCCCGUCCAGCCCAGCCACAGGCGCCCAGCCCGCGCCCCGGCCCUCGGCGCCACCGCGCCCGUUCCCGGGGGGAGGGGGGGGAAGCCGCCGCCCGGGCCGGAGCCAAGCGCGGCCUGGCGUGCUCCCUGCCUCAGCCGGCAGUCCCCGAGCCAGGAGCCGCUCUGCCCAAGGGCCCCUCCUCACCACCACCACCACCCACCCUGUCAGAGCGGAGCGCCCGCGAGCGCCGUCGGCCAGAGCGCAGGAGCCAGGCUCACAACGCCUUUGGGUCCUGGGGCCUGAGCGCCGCUCGGGGCGGCGGCGGGGGCGCCCCGGGGAGUCGCGCUCCCGCGCUCGCGAGCACCCAGCACAGGCCGAGCCCGGGGUCCCGGCCCCCGCCCGCAAUGGUCGCUGAGAGGAACGUCGGCGCGCGGCCGCGGCGACCACGCAGCGCCUGCCCACGCAGACGGCGUCGGCUCCUGGCCCCCUCGGGCGACACCGACAGCGUCGCGGCGGCCGUGGUCGGCGCAGAAGGCGCGGGACCGGCCGAGUGGGCCGGCGGCCCGCCGCCCCGGGGUCCCUCCGAGAGCGCCGCGCCCUGGGGUCCUGCACGUGCCCGGACCCUGGCUUUGAGGUCGGCCGCCCGUCGUCUCCUGCUCGGAUGGAGCAGACAGAUGCCCACUGGGCGAGCGGUGAGCAGUGACGGGCGGGUGUUGGCCAGCGCCUCUGGGGCGGCGUCGGGCGGCGGCGGCCACCGGUGCAUGGGUGGUUCAGUGCUGCCCACGACCCCUCCCGCCCCCACACACGGCCCUGCUGCCAAGCCGCUGUGGCCCCAAGCCCUGCGGGCUCAGCCGCCCGUGUGCCCAGACACCUCCCUUGUGGUUGCUGGCUUCCUCACGCGGACCCAGCCGGUGGCUCACGGAUUGCGCUGGAAGGCACACCCCACCUCUGGCAGCCGCCGGCCCCACCUCUUCACCUUUCCCAACGUCUGUCUCCAAGCUCCCUGGCUCACUCUCGCCACACUCCGAGAAUCAAUCACCCUCCCAUCAGCCCUGCUCCGCCAGUAA